CCCAAAAGCCCUUUUGGCGCCCGAAGGCGAAUCUCUCUUCUCGCCUCUGAGCCCGAGAGUUCGUCACUCGGACAACUGAGCGCUUUUGAUUAAUGGAGUAGGAAUUGGGAAGGUCCAUUCUUCUAUGGGGAGCUUAUUAGGGUUUCGUCGUCCUCAGUUCUCAGAGGAGGUGGCCUGGCUUCCUGCUUGGCUUCAGCAAAGCAAUGUUGAACCAUUGGAUAAUCGAUUCACGGAAGGAGAAAUUGUUGAUCAGAGAUCCAUGGUGAAUACUACCGUUGAAGAGGCUGUUCAGUCAUCAAGGGAUGAAGGUAGAUAUAAGAGUUGCCACUUAUUCUUAUCAGAGGAUGACAAUUCAUUGGCUUGUUUCACUCCAUCUUCUGGAAAUCAGGUUGUGCAUUUUCAUCUGCAUCUAUCAGCAGAUCAUACUUUACAGCAUAUGUCGAGUCCACUUUCAAAUUCACCUCAAUCAGGGGGGAUAGCUAGAAACAAUGUUCUUUUGCUGCAGCAAACUGAAGCUUUAGCUGGUCAGGAAGAUGUGGAGAACCAAUUCAGAAUGGAUUACAAUAUUGGUGUGAUGAAUUUGCCCACUUUAAGUUCCCAGCAGCAAACAUCCGAAUGUCAUCAAUCUCUUGCCAUGGACAGGGAUACCAGGAUGGAGCAUGGAGAGAUCACUGGAUGCCUAGAAGUUUCUGAGAUCAAUGAAGCAGUUGAACUUUCAAUUGCAGCAUCUGAAGCUCUUGUCAUACUUGACACAGUAAAGAGUUCACCAUCAACAGAAUCCUUGGAAACUACAGCUGUACUUGAAGUUGUGCUACAAGUCAAACAAGCACGCUUGGUGGGUCUGAAAGACAGCUUGAACUUCUCCAUGCAGGAUAUUGAUGAAAUUGAUUUUUUAUCAGACUUGGAUGACUCAAGUAUGGCUGAUGCAUUUGAAGAUGUGGGUUUAUCGGUUUGUCAUCCUAAUGGUCUGCUUGCUUGUGCUUCAGCCAUCCCUGAAGUUAAAGAUACACCUGGUUUACAAAACCAUUAUGAAUGUGAAGACAAGUAUAAAUGUGAACAAGAUGGGUAUACAAAAUUUGAUCACGAUAUUUCUGGAGAUCAAUGGACAGAAUAUAUUUCGAACACAGCUAGAGAAAUAGGAAAAGAAUUGCCAGUAGAAGUUCUUGAUUUUGAAAAGCUGAAGAAGCUCAUAGAUGAUCCAGUAUCUGGUUUAAACACCUCCAUUGUGGCAUCUCAGAGUGACUCAUUAAUGCAUGGGUCAGUUGCAGUCCUGGUAAAUUCUGAUGUUCCAGCCACAACAGAGGGAGUCAGCCUUGCCGCUGAGAAUGUGACUUCAUUUCAGCCUGAGACAAGUCCUAGCUGCUCCCGUGAGCCUUGGAGUUAUGCAAACGAAAGAUAUGCCAAGUUAACAACUGUAGGCCAUGACAGAUUUCAGAGCCGCUGGUUAGGAGGUUGGAUGUGGAAGAAGGAAAUAACUGCUUCUGGACUCAUUAAACCGAAUAAUGCUAAGAUCAUUUCUAGAUAUUUAGUUGGUGAGACAUCCUACCUUUCGGAAUCAGCUGAAGUUGUCCCAGAUGGAAAUUCAUUGGUGCAGAAAUUGGAAAAAGGGUCUCUAGUUGCUUCCCAAUCAAGCAUACCUUUUGAUCGUUUACAUAACAGAGUUGAUAACGGUAUACUGCUUUCUCAGGGGAUUGUGGGAUCUUCUAAUUUAUCCUUGGUAGAUCCUCUUUGUUCUAUUGUUCCGUGCAGUAUUUCUUCAGAAAAUGCCUGUUAUACUUCAGCUCAGAAUCCAAAUGAUGAAAUUGAUGCUGGGAAAUGUUCCAGACCUGCCCUAGAACAUUAUGACAUGAAUUUGCAGGGAACCUCAUGUCUGAAUGCAGAAUUUGUACAUGAGGAACAGCAAGCUGCUUCAGGUUCUCACUUCACUGUUCGUAGGCAGUUGAGCUCACUCAGAACUCAUAGCAUUUUAUUGCCUCACUCAAGUGCCUUUGCAGAGAUGGAUGAUCAACAUUGCAAUCGACCAUUCCCAUCAAAAUGUAGUUCAGAAUUGUUUUCUGAUGAGCAAAAUACUAGCUGCAAGAAGGUUAGAACAGGACUACUGUCUUUGAAGUCCAUGCAUAAGUGUAGUACUGAUAGAGAAAUGGAGGAAAGCCAUCAAACUUCGGUUAUGCAGAAUUUGGUCCCAGACUUGAUGAACCAGAAAAUAGACUAUGAUAAAACUGCAAAAAGUGGGACUGAGUUGCAGGUUCAAAUGAAGAAAAACAGGUACUCACCUCUUGUUUUAAACUGGGCAAGGCGUUUCCGUUUCCAGGCUUCUAAAGAUUUUACACAUGAUUUUGGUGGAGAAGAAAAUCCAAUUCUUGAUACUGAAGUUCCAGCAAGAAAACGAGUCCGUUUCUCAGAAACUGAAAUUCAGCUUCUUCAGAAGAAGAACCUCCAUAAGUUUCCAUCUUCAUACAGAUCUUGCUCAACUAAACGAGCUGGUAACAGAGCGAGAAGUUCCAACCUGAAGUUUAAGUCUAAAGCUCAAGAACUCAAAAUGGAUCUAGGAAGUCAUCUUGAAGACGGCUCAAAGAAGGGCAUAAAGAGACUGAUAUUCCAUGCUAUAGAAUUCUUGCUUACAGGAUUUUCUAGAAAGAAGGAAAAGGAAAUUGAGGGUCUAGUUAGGAAGUAUGGUGGUGCAGUUCUCUCUGACAUUCCUUCUCCUCCUAAUUCAAGGGGAAAGAGAAGCUCAAGACUGAAAUUCCAGCAGCUUCCCAUAGUUCUAUGUUCUGAAAAGCUAGAAACAAUCAAGUUCUUGUAUGGCUGUGCUGUAAAUGCCUACAUACUCAAAGUAAAUUGGGUUACAGAUUCAGUGGCAGCUGGUUCUGCUUUACCACCCAACAAAUAUAUGAUCAUACCAAAUCAUGUUGGUGAAAGAGACACAAGAAUAAGAAGGGCACUUUGUCUCAAUAACCAAAACUUUAUCUUCGACCGAGUAGGUAUCAUGUUUUAUGGGAAGCCUAGUUUCUGUACCAGACUAGCAAAAGUUGUCAAGCAUGGAGGUGGGCAGGUGUUCAAAACCCUUCAGUGGCUGGUUCAGAAUCACAAGGCUGAGAAGAUUUCUAUAGGGGUUAUUGUCGCUGAGGAUGAGAGCUGGGCUUUGCGCCACCUAAAGCAUUGUGCUUCAGAGGGGAGGAUACCCGUGAUGUCUGCUAGCUGGAUUAUAAGCAGCUUACAUGCCGGGAAGCUUAUUCCUUUUUCUUGGGGCACCAUGAUUCCUCCUCUCUGCUGCAAAUAAAGACUGCAGAUUUUCCAGCGGUGUAUAAGCCGGUUGAUGAUUAGAUGCUUGUAUUAUUGCUUUGAUGAAAAAAGAACAGUUCAAGCGAUUUAGGUCAUAAAGUCACUGUGAUCAGGUUUGGAUGUAGUAGAUAGGUAGGUGACUCAUUGGAGUAUAUAUGUUGUGCACUCCUCCAGAGGACGCUAGGAUUUUAUUAUUGGAACUGGAAAUCCUAAAAGUGAUGAGCUGAAGAGCCUCUUGAUAUUGCAUUUUGUUUGGGAUAAACAAUCUUUCUUGGUGAUUUGUGUGGAAAAGUUGGAGGUGUAAAAUAAAAGUUCUGAUGUAGAACAGUGCAUCACCAUGGGAAUAAUCCCCCCUCUCUCUCUCUCUCUCUCCUGCUAAUGUUUGUAUCUCUAGUAUGGCUGUGCUGCCAGAUCUAUUGUACAUUUUCAUUGUACAAAAUAAAAUAAAAUAAAUUAAAUCA
Molecule: messenger RNA, 3743 nt
Organism: Diospyros lotus (date-plum)
Lineage: Eukaryota; Viridiplantae; Streptophyta; Magnoliopsida; Ericales; Ebenaceae
Exons: 13
Coding region: 125-3280 (1051 amino acids)
Biological process (GO): positive regulation of transcription by RNA polymerase II; DNA damage checkpoint signaling
Cellular component (GO): nucleus
Molecular function (GO): histone binding
Source: RefSeq, a predicted model, not a curated record